Belonocnema kinseyi is the source of this 1470-nucleotide messenger RNA. RefSeq lists its product as uncharacterized. The transcript has 4 exons. The record is from RefSeq and is a predicted model, not a curated record. Bases 309 to 1370 code for a protein of 353 amino acids. NCBI's taxonomy places the organism in Eukaryota, Metazoa, Arthropoda, Insecta, Hymenoptera, Cynipidae.
CGCGUCGUCUGCUACACUUUGUCAUGUCAUGAUUGAUACAGUUGUAUUCAUGGCUCAAAAUAUUUUGAUUACGAGAGGAAUUCGAAGAAUUUUUUAUGAACCAGUGCACAAUUUUUGACAAGUUUAAAAGCGAAGAACUCGAGCAAAGAAAAGCCUUUACAAAAUUCAUAUUUUUGUAUAGAAAUGAUUGAAACUCAGUGAUGGAUAGGCGUUAUCUUUAUGGAACAUAACCUCAAACUUUCGUUGCGGUUUUGAAAAGUUGGAUUAUUAUGCUGGAAUUUUGAUAUAAUUUAAAUAAAGGAUGAGCGAUGCGUACCAGAAGUCUGCUAUUGUUCCUUAUUUGCAUCGUAGGGAGCAGUAUCAUUUUUAUCGCUUUCAGCAAUCAACGACCAUCCAUUCAGACUUUAGUGACAGAGACUCACAAACAAUUACGAAACUUCCAGGAGAACUUAAAAGAUGUCGAAGAAAAGCGUUUGGUUACAGGCUCAAAAUACCUCGCUCUCCUCGGCCUUGAUGGAAAAACAAACACGACGCCUCUAAUUCCAAAAUCGCAGAAUAUCACUGUGGUGUCCUUGCUCAGGCCUGGAAACGAGCAGAAUAUUUAUGGGUUUGUUAAAAAUAUUUCUCAUUUUCUGCCAAACAACAGCAUUAUCGUUUACAGCAUUGGAUUAAACGAUGACACUCUGCAAGCUGCACACUCAGUUUGCAACUCUAGUAAAUGCAAUGUGAUUCAGUUUGAUUUGAGUCCUUUUCCUGCUCACGCUGAAGACGAUAGACUACACGUAUAUAGACCUCUAGUGAUUCAGACAGCUUUAAAUACAUUAGGAAAUAUAUUAUACAUGGAUCCAAACGUACGAUUGAAUUCUUCGGAUAUCUCGAAGUAUCUUUCGCCAAAAUCGGGAAUUUUAACUUGGCCAACGAGACACGCUAUUAGUUCUCUCACCCAUCCAAAGAUGUACGAAUAUUUUCACACCUCAACGGAAAGUUUCUUCUUUCUCCCAUUGAUUAGGGCAUCACACUUAGUUAUUAGAAACACUAAUGAAAUUCGAGAAAAAAUUAUGCUGCCUUGGAUUCAGUGCGCGCUAACUAGGGACUGCAUUUGUCCCAUUGGAGCUCAGUCUGCUGGCUGUCGAUUCAACAAAAAGCCUCAGUAUCGAUAUUCCGGUUGCCACGCUUAUGAUACGGCAGCUUUGAAUAUAGUGCUUGGAUUGUAUUUUAAUUUUGAUGACACGAACUACAUUCACCAAGAAAGAGAAACCUACUUCCACAAAAUUGAACCUGAUGAGAUUUACGAGGAAUAUUUGUCAAUAGCAAGGCAAAAUAACGUAACGGAAGUUAACGCGAGGGGAAUAGCGUACACCGAGCAUUGACCAUUUUAUUCCUGGAUCUCAAUAUUUUCUAUCAUAAUCUUAAGUGAUAUAAUGAAAAGCGCAAUUUAAUUUGAGUAUUUAAAUAAAGGUAUGGUAAUAA